Bactrocera latifrons is the source of this 417-nucleotide messenger RNA. Its product is annotated as U6 snRNA-associated Sm-like protein LSm6. Gene Ontology annotation, biological process: maturation of SSU-rRNA; mRNA splicing, via spliceosome. The transcript is spliced from 2 exons. The record is from RefSeq and is a predicted model, not a curated record. The coding region runs from base 78 to 317 and encodes 79 amino acids. Lineage: Eukaryota; Metazoa; Arthropoda; Insecta; Diptera; Tephritidae. Gene Ontology annotation, cellular component: P-body; nucleolus; sno(s)RNA-containing ribonucleoprotein complex. Gene Ontology annotation, molecular function: RNA binding.
AAUUGCACAAAAUGUUAGUUAUUGUUAGUACAUACUGCUUGUAAGAAAAUCUUUCUGCAAAAUUGAUUUAAKUUAAUAUGUCACGCAAAGAAGCACUCUCACAGUUCAUUAAUCAGAUACACGGGCGUCCCGUCGUGGUUAAGCUAAACAGCGGCGUUGAUUACCGUGGUGUUCUGGCCUGCCUGGAUGGCUACAUGAAUAUAGCGCUCGAUCAAACGGAGGAAUAUGUUAAUGGGCAGCUCAAAAAUAAGUAUGGCGAUGCAUUUAUACGUGGUAACAAUGUGCUAUAUAUUUCCACCCAAAAACGGCGUGUAUGAGAGACUUAAAUGAAACUUAACAUCUUUUCACAAAUUCGGAAUAAAAAAGUUUUGUACUUGACUAAUACGUAGUGUAAAAUAAAUAACUAAAUUAUAGUAA